GACGCUGAGCUGCAUUCCCACCAUUCUGAGGAGAGGAGGAUUCUCCUGCGCAGCCACAGCAUAGAGGGAGUCACGGGCCUUUAAAGAAGAAAAAUAGGAAUAAAACACGUAAAAUAUAACCCAAGUGAGGCUUUUCAUCUGCCACCAUGUCAGGCGGAGCAGAUUUGGGGAACCCACUGAGGAAAUUCAAAUUGGUGUUUUUGGGAGAGCAAAGCGUGGGAAAAACAUCUCUCAUCACCAGAUUCAUGUAUGACAGUUUUGACAACACAUAUCAGGCCACAAUUGGAAUCGACUUCCUAUCAAAGACCAUGUACCUGGAAGACCGGACAGUAAGGCUGCAGCUGUGGGACACAGCUGGACAGGAGCGCUUCAGGAGCCUUAUUCCUAGCUACAUCCGAGAUUCUACAGUGGCAGUGGUUGUCUAUGACAUUACAAACGUAAACUCAUUCCAGCAGACCUGCAAAUGGAUUGAUGAUGUCAGGACAGAGAGAGGAAGUGAUGUUAUCAUCAUGCUUGUGGGCAACAAGACAGAUCUGGAGGAGAAGAGGCAAAUCACGAUUGAAGAAGGAGAGCAGAGAGCCAAGGAGCUAAACGUCAUGUUCAUCGAGACCAGUGCCAAGACAGGCUCCAAUGUCAAACAACUGUUUCGUCGAGUCGCUGCUGCACUACCUGGGAUGGAAAGUCUGGAUGAUGCAAACCCCGAAGGCAUGAUUGACAUCAAGCUGGACAAACCACCAGAGCCGGCCGUCCCUGAGGGCGGCUGUUCGUGUUAAUGCUGAGCUGCUUCUGGACGGCUCCCUUCACACCAUAGGCUUGUUACGUUGCUUAAUACUGGCUAGCUUCCAGUUGACUUCUUUAAUUGGAUAUAGGAACGAGACCUUGUAUCUGAUUUGACAAAUCAAAUGUUAUCUUUCAGUCUUGUUCAGUUGUAAGAUAUUGUAUACUUUGUCAAUAUGUAAGAGACUGGUGGAGGAGAAAAAAAAUAUAAAUAAAAAUGUUGCAAUGAAAAAGAACGACAAAAAAGAAACAGUUUGGAAAGAAAAAAAAGUGGGAAAAUGGGGCAACUAACAGAUUUCUUUUCGCUGUUAUGUUUUGUAUUUUUAUAUAUAUAAAAAAGGGAAAGCACCAAAAAUGAGGCCUAAACACAGAAGGGGAAUAGUUGGAAGGUCAGCCAUUUCUCUUGGCUGCCAAACACGUCUGAAUGUGGCAGAACGCAUGCACGCUGAUCUGAUCUUUGACCUUUGACCUUUGGUCUACCUUCCAGUGUCUCUCUGUGCUCUGGGAGGAGGCUGACUAUCUUAGAAUGUUUUAUAGCAUCUCUCUAUAGCAUCUCAUAACAAAACGUCUCUCAUUUGAUAUUCCCUACAAAGGUCAAACAACUUCCUGUAGGUUCACCCAACAGUAGCUGUGAAUAUGUGGCACUCUCUCCCUCUUUCUCUCUCUCUCUCUCUCUCUCUCUCUCUCUCUCUCUCUCU
Cyprinodon variegatus (sheepshead minnow) is the source of this 1475-nucleotide messenger RNA. It is a transcript of the gene rab6bb, whose product is annotated as ras-related protein Rab-6B-like. Gene Ontology annotation, molecular function: GTPase activity; GTP binding. The record is from RefSeq and is a predicted model, not a curated record. The coding region runs from base 147 to 773 and encodes 208 amino acids. The transcript is spliced from 8 exons. Lineage: Eukaryota; Metazoa; Chordata; Actinopteri; Cyprinodontiformes; Cyprinodontidae.